AUGUCGUUCGCGCUCGAGGAGACGCUGGAAUCCGACUGGGUAGCAGUGCGGCCCCAUGUGUUCGACGAGCGCGAAAAGCACAAGUUUGUCUUCAUUGUGGCCUGGAAUGAGAUUGAGGGCAAGUUUGCCAUAACCUGCCACAACCGGACGGCCCAGCGGCAGAGGAGUGGUUCCCGGGACCAGGCCGGGGCGCGAGGGGGCCCCGAGACCGGGGGUGCCGCCUCCGAUGGGCUCCGCGGGCCGGGGAGCCUGGCGGGCAAGGGCCGACCCGAGGCCACCGCCUCGACGACUCCGGGCCGAAGCCCGGGACCCCGAAGGAGCCCAGCCUGGGCAGAGGGCGGCUCUCCGAGGGGCGCGCGCAGCCUUCGAGUGGACCCGCUGCUGCGGACCCCAGGCAGCAAAGGGACUGAGAGUCCGCUCAGGAGCCCCGCGAGGGUCAAGUCCAGCCCGGUCCGGAGAGGAUCCGAAGCCCGCGAUGUGGCGGGGCCCGCCCCUGCGGCGCCCGGAGAGCUGCCGGUGUCCUCGGUGCGGGUGGUGAGCGCCUCCGGAGUGGUCUCGGAGGAGAUCGAGGUGCUGGAGCUGGUUAAAGAGGAUGAGGGGGCCACGGCGCCCAUGGCACUUUCGGACGCCGAGCCGCAGCCGCCCGCCGCCGAGCUGGAGUCCCUGGCCGAGGACUGCAGCUGGGCCGGCCUCUUCUCCUUCCAGGAUCUGCGUGCUGUGCACCAGCAACUCUGCUCCGUCAACUCGCAGUUGGAGCCCUGCCUGCCCGUAUUCCCGGAGGAGCCUUCGGGCAUGUGGACCGUGUUGUUUGGGAGCUCCCCCAAGAUGACCGAGCAAGAGAGAGACACUCUGUGUUACCAGCUCCAGGUCUACCUGGGCCACGGCUUGGACACCUGCGGCUGGAAGAUCCUCUCCCAGGUCCUCUUCACGGAGACCGACGACCCCGAGGAGUAUUAUGAGAGCCUCAGCGAGCUGCGACAGAAGGGCUACGAAGAAGUGCUCCAGCGGGCCCGGAAGCGCAUCCAGGAGCUCUUAGAUAAGCACAAGAAUACAGAGAGCAUGGUGGAACUUCUGGAGUUGUAUCAGAUGGAGGAUGAAGCCUACAGCAGCCUUGCAGAAGCCACAACUGAACUUUAUCAGUAUUUACUUCAGCCAUUCCGAGACAUGAGAGAACUUGCCAUGCUACGAAGACAGCAGAUCAAGAUUUCCAUGGAGAAUGACUAUCUGGGUCCCCGAAGAAUUGAGAGUCUUCAGAAAGAAGAUGCUGAUUGGCAGCGGAAAGCUCACAUGGCUGUGCUUUCUAUUCAAGAUCUUACUGUCAAAUAUUUUGAAAUAACAGCUAAAGCCCAAAAAGCUGUAUACGAUCGAAUGCGAGCAGAUCAGAAGAAAUUUGGUAAAGCGUCCUGGGCAGCAGCUGCUGAACGUAUGGAAAAGCUCCAGUAUGCAGUAUCUAAGGAGACUUUGCAGAUGAUGAGAGCUAAAGAAAUCUGUUUGGAACAGAGGAAACAUGCACUAAGAGAAGAGAUGCAGAGUUUGCAGGGUGGUACAGAAGCUAUCGCUAGAUUGGAUCAGUUAGAAUCUGAUUAUUAUGAUCUGCAGCUUCAGUUGUAUGAAGUACAGUUUGAAAUCUUGAAGUGUGAAGAGUUACUAUUGACAGCACAACUGCAAAGCAUCAAAAGGCUUGUAUCAGAAAAGAGAGAUGAAGUGGUAUACUAUGACACUUACGAAAGCAUGGAGGCCAUGCUGGAGAAGGAAGAGAUGGCAGCAUCUGUGCAUUUACAGAGAGAAGAGCUGCAGAAACUGCAGCAGAAAGCACGCCAGCUAGAAGCAAGACGUGGACGCGUUUCAGCCAAGAAAGCCUACCUCAGAAACAAAAAGGAAAUUUGUAUUGCAAAACACAGUGAAAAAUUCCAACAACGCCUUCAGAGUGAAGAUGAAUAUAAAACACAUCACACAGUACAGCUAAAGAGAGAAAAAUUACAAGAUGAAGAAGAACGAAAAAGUGCCUGGGUUAGCCAAGAAAGACAGAAAACACUGGACAGACUUCGAACGUUUAAACAGAGGUAUCCUGGACAAGUUAUACUUAAAUCCACCCGAUUGAGAAUGGCUCAUGCAAGAAGAAAAAGCACAGCAAGUCCAGUACCCUGCGAAGGUCGGUGUGACUCUCUACCAGGGUCACUACAGGUAGAAGAGAAAGCUGACGAGGUGGAGGAAAGAAAAGGCAGUCUUGGGUCAUCACAGACAACAGAACCCCAGAGCCUUGCGCAACUUGAAGAUACUUCAUUAGCACAACUUGAAGCCACUUCAUUACCUCUCAGUGGUGUUACCUCGGAACUGCCUCCCACUGUAUCUCUUCCACUUUUGACUAAUAAUGACCUUGAACUAGGUUCUCUUACCAUAGAUUCACUCACACCACCUCUUCCUUCAACACCACCUCCACCACCACCACCACCACCUCCUCCCCCUCCCCCUCCUCCACCGCCACCCCCUCUGCCUGUUGCUAAGGACAGCACCCCAGAGACACUGGAGAAAGGUCUGCCUAGAAUGGAGGGGAACGAGAAGAAGAUCCCGAAGUCUGCCAGUGCCCCCUCAGCACACCUCUUUGAUAGCAGCCAGCUGGUCAGUGCCAGGAAGAAGCUAAAAAAGACUGCUGAGGGUUUGCAGAGGAGGAGAGUGAGCUCACCCAUGGAUGAGGUGCUAGCUUCCUUGAAGCGUGGUAGUUUUCAUCUGAAAAAAGUUGAACAGCGAACUCUGCCUCCUUUUCCUGAUGAAGAUGAUAGUAAUAAUAUCUUGGCACAAAUAAGGAAAGGGGUAAAAUUGAAGAAAGUACAGAAGGAAGGUUUAAGAGAAUCCUUCACGCUCCUGCCGGAUGCAGACCCUCUAACACGAAGCAUCCAUGAAGCUCUUAGAAGAAUUAAAGAAGCAUCCCCCGAGUCAGAAGAUGAAGAGGAGGCUCUCCCUUGCACAGACUGGGAAAACUAACAAGU
Molecule: messenger RNA, 2987 nt
Organism: Chrysochloris asiatica (Cape golden mole)
Lineage: Eukaryota; Metazoa; Chordata; Mammalia; Afrosoricida; Chrysochloridae
Gene: JMY
Product: junction mediating and regulatory protein, p53 cofactor
Exons: 10
Coding region: 1-2982 (993 amino acids)
Biological process (GO): 'de novo' actin filament nucleation; intrinsic apoptotic signaling pathway by p53 class mediator; Arp2/3 complex-mediated actin nucleation
Cellular component (GO): nucleus; cytoplasm
Molecular function (GO): transcription coactivator activity; actin binding; Arp2/3 complex binding
Source: RefSeq, a predicted model, not a curated record